Molecule: messenger RNA, 5442 nt
Organism: Lucilia sericata (common green bottle fly)
Lineage: Eukaryota; Metazoa; Arthropoda; Insecta; Diptera; Calliphoridae
Product: dynein heavy chain 10, axonemal-like
Exons: 28
Source: RefSeq, a predicted model, not a curated record
AUGGAAGAUAAUCGUAUUUUAUGGCUUAAGUGCAGCAUCGCAAAUAUGCUGGGUGUAUAUGAACCUGAAUUCGUCAAUGCUGCCAUCUAUGAAAAUCUAUAUGAUUUCAAGAGUUUUUUAAAUGACAAAUAUACCAAGAACGAGGAUAUCAAUAAAAUUAUUCUAUACGUUUGGCGUACUUUCUAUGACAAGUUGGUCGAGGAGGAGAUUACCGUAUUGGAAGAGGUUCCACCAGAACUGCCACCGGAAACUGAAAAGAAAGACAAGAAAAGCAAAAAAGGAAAAGGCAAAGGUGUGGCAAAGGAAAAGGAGGCCAAGUCUAAUGUCAAAAGCGCCAUUGAAAAAGAACCUAAAGGAGAAAGACCAUCGUCUAAGGCCAAGGGAAAAUCGUCCGAUACAGAACGACAGAAGGCGGGAGAAAAUACGGCAAUGGAAGCUACCGACACAGGCAUAGAAAGUGCAACUGAAGACGUAGGAGCCGAGAGUGUUAAGAGUUCUGCUCUAUCAGGUUCCAAGAAAAGUGGCAAAGGAAAAGGCAAGCGAAAGAAAAGAAAGACUUUACUGGCACCAUCUCCAGUCUAUGUUGAAGUCAAGAAAAUCAUACCAACAUUUGUAAAAACGCCAAUAUUGCAUUGCCACUUUGGGGAAUUGAAAUGUUCACACUUUGACAAUAACAUCAAAUAUGUUUAUGUGAUACGCAAAGAAGUUAGCGGAAUACCAUUCUAUACAGACAUCAACAAAUGUUUUGCGGAAAUGUCACAAUAUUUCAUAUUUGGAACAGUUCGUGGUUCUUUAUUAGACUCAAUGAGACUAGACUUGGAAAAGAUCUUUAAAAAUGCUAUUAAAUUUCAAUUUCGUGAACCCAAGCUAAUCGAAGGCGAACAAAUUGAAAAUCGUGAAACGCAUCCAAUAAGUAAAUCUCGCAACGCUGCCGAUUCAACUGAAGUUAAAGAAAUGGCGCCUGGUCUCCUCGAACUGUCUAAACCAUCGGAAUUUCGUAUGAAGGCUCUCAAACAAAAAAAGAAAAUGGAGAAAUUAGCUGCGAGACGAAGAUCUGAAGCACAUAAAAAAGCCCUAGGAAAAUCAAUGAAGAAAGGGCAAUCAGGCAUUAGGCAUACUUCUCAUGGUAUUGGUAGUGGCAAUGGUAGCGAAAAUGGCGACAUUGUUGACGAGGAUGAGAGAGAGGAAAUUAACGCAGAUGAUGCAGCAAAAGACAGUGUUUCUAUGGACUCCACAGAUGAAGAUUUAGAUAAACGGCCGGAAGUAACACUCACCAUUGGGGAACGAUGGGAAAAGCUUCUUAGUGAAACUCAUGAAAAGGUAAAACGUCAUCACAAAGAAGCUGAAAAUGUAAUAGAAAAACGCCCACCACAUCAGGAAGCUUUUUUUAAUCAACUGAAAGAUUUCGAACAGGAAAUAGAAUGGACCACGAAUCAUAUUGUUUGGGCAUUUAAUUUUCCAACAUCAUAUGCAGCUCCUGGACAAGAACAUAUCGAGUUUGAGGAGUCCAAAGUGCGAAUUCCAAUCGACGUAAAGAAAAUUAAUUCGAUACCUACGUACUCACCAGAGCAAUUAGAAGAUGUGGUCGAUGGCUGGAUAAGAUAUAUGAAGAAAACAAUUAAAACUCUAGAUGAGAAGCCUUUAGAUGAAUUUACACCCAUGGCGGAAUAUCGUUUAUGGCAUUUUCGCGAAAUUGAACUCAACACAUUGCUGGAACAGUUAAAGUCCAGUUUUGUAGUUGCAGUCUUAGAUACACUAACAUCAAAUCAAUCACAAAUUCUACAACGUUGGUCGGAAAUUCUUACCAAAAUUAAUGACAAAUUCCGUUUGGCAAAAGAAAAUGCUGACUAUGUUGGUACCAUCACGGACUAUCUAGAGAAAAUACGCUCCUAUGAAAGCUUUAAAAUGACAACCCUCCUCAUCCCGAAUGUUAUGGUGGGUUUACGUCACAUAUGGACCAUGUCAAGUUAUUAUUGCCUUGACGAUAAAAUGCAGAUUUUGCUAUGCCAAAUUUCCAAUGUCUUUACAGAGAAGGUCAAAAAUAUUGUAUGUUUUGAAAAAAUAUUUCGAUAUUCCUCAAAGUUUACGUAUGAAACAGCUACAAAUUGUGCUAAUUUACUAAAAUGUUGGAAAACCGCCUACUUAUUAAGCCGCAAGCAUAUCGAAGAAUCUGGGGCAGGGUCUCGAUGGGAAUUUGACCGCAAUGCACUUUUUAAUGAAGUUGAUCAUAUAUGUCGCAUAAGUCGAGAUAUUGCUUCUAUUGGACGAGUCUUCAUACAAUAUGAAAAUCUUUUUGGAAAACGCCUUAAAGGAUUGAUAACACACCCCUCGCUCAUAGACGAUCUCAUGCGUAAAGUGUAUCGUCUAUUAGACGAUAUGUUAAAUAGUGUUGAUUAUGAUAUUUUUCGACCUGGUAAUUGGGAAAAUUGGGAACACACUCUGAGUACAUUCAAUAAACGCCUAGACUCAGUUGAAUCUGAGGCCAAACUGGUCAUCGAAAGAAGCAUAACCAUGUUAAGAUCAUCCGAAUUAGGUUUGUCAUUAAUUCGAGACGUUAAACAUUUAGAUACACGUCAAGCGCUUACUGAAUUUAUUUCAACAAAACACGAAAACUUACUUCGAUUCUUUGUAACGGAAAUUAAUGCGGUGGAAUAUGAAUACAUGAAUAAUAAAAAAGCUCCACCGAUUGGUAAACAUCAGCCAGCAAAAAUCGGAGCCAUACAAUGGACGCGUCUAUUAAGCGCCAAAUUAAAAAUAUCUGUACUUGCUUUUAAACGUAUGGAAAACGAACCAAAUCUUAAGAAUAGUUAUCUCAAGCGUAGUGCGUUUAAAUCCUACUUUGAAUUGGUCAAUAAAAUGUAUACUUAUGAAAAUAGUCUAUUCGAAAGAUACUGUUCACAAGCAACGUACAUGGUCAAUGUGGUUAUGAGAAAAAACAUCUUAACUAUACAAAUCUGCAACAAGGAUACACUGUCUUAUAUAUCAAAUGCUCUGGAAACGAUUAAAUUGAAAAGGAUUAAAUCUGUGGAUGCCAACGCAAACGCCGCAACAAAUGAACAAUUUGCUCAUGCGGCUCCUACCGGUUUCAUACGAAAAAUAUCCAAGUUCACCGUCAUUGCAACAAUGAUUCAAUGGUUUGUAGGCCGCAAAACAUCUGCUGAUGCACACAUUCUGAAGGCAAUACAAUUUCUAAAACUGAUGAAAUCAGGGAAAGUUAGGCCCAAUGAAAAGGAUAAAUUUUGUAUUAAACAAUGUGAAUUGUUGGUGAAGGCAUCCACUCAAGAAGGUUUGCCGACAUGGCGUACUCUGGUGGGCGAACGUAUAUUAAUUGAAUUUGAAAUGCAAUUUACUGUCAACUUAACAAGAGAUAUUUUUGAGGUCAUGUUUGAAGGACAGCAAUUUGAACAUUUUGGAUUCCAAUUACCUUCAGUAUUGCGAACUGCAAUCAUGAAAAAGGAGAUGCUAUUUAACGACUUUGAAGCCGUUUCGACAGUCAUUAACAACUACAAUGCCUUGCUAAGUAAGCUCUCGUUAUCCGAGGUGAACUUUUUACGAGAUCAUCUCUAUGAAACCGAAGUAGCUAUACAGGUUGGAGUUGGUCGAUACGCAUGGCAGUCUUUUAACAUUAGGAAAUAUUGUUCCGGUGUAAACACCCUGAUGCGUAAACUUCAAUCAAUUGUUUCCCAAAUCAACUACAUACGUGAUGAUAUUCGCAAUCGUAUUGACCGGAUUAAAACAUUUAAUAUAUUUUUAAUCGAUGACAUCGAUAGUUCUACUGAAGACUCCUUACAAUUUGACGAGACUGGAUCGCCAGGCACAAUUGGUGAGGAGGCUGAGCAGUCGGAAAACGAGUCUAAGGUGGAGAUAAUACGUAUAAAAGAGUCUACGGAAUCCGUACUGAGUAGUAAAAGGGAAUGCGGGAUAGCUAUUUAUCACUGUCAAGGAUAUAUGGAACGUUUAGAACAGUCUAGGACUGAAAAAUGUUCUCAUAUGAAAAAAAUCUAUGAUUCCUUAGGUCCAGUUCUAAUUAAGCUAGAAAGUCUAGUCUUGGGUACUUUUACGGGUCGUUCGGAAAAAAUGAGAAAUUACUAUGUCUUCUGGGAAGAGGAGACAUACAAGUGUAUUUUGGAUUUUACAUACAAAAAUCUGGAAUGUUUCUUGGAUCGCUUAACUGGAAAAGAGCCCAUGUUUGAAGUCAAUGCAGUAUUGGUUUUAUCGGAAAUCAUGUUGGAGCCAACUUCAAAUGAAAUUAAGAACAUGAUAGUACAGGCUGCUAAAGAUUUCCUAGAAAGAUUAAAAAUGUUUACCCGUUGGAUGGAUGGCACCUGUUUGCCCUGCUCACCUAUAGAACAUAUCGGAGGCACAAAGUACACAUUUACAUUUUACGAGGAUGUUAUAAAGAUAAAAAAUAUUGGUGGGCUUCUAGUCAAAGUACAAGAACUAGCAAAUCGAGUAGUCGAAGAUGCUAAAAAAUGUGUUAAAAAAUUUAGAAAGUAUUACAAUCUGUGGGCAUUCGAUAAGGAAACAAUUUGUGAAAAAUAUGUGAAUCGUGGUGUGCCACUUGUGCAGCUUGACGAAAAAUUUACAUUUUAUGCAAAUAUCAUGGACGAGCUGCAGCAUUUGCCAACACAUUACGACGUCCAAUGUAUACGCAUAAAUUUAAAACCAUUGCUGGACACUAUUUGCCAACAUGCUCAGCAAUGGCGUACUAAGUUGGGUGAAAAGUUGGCAGAAAGAACUAUUGCCAAUAUGGAUAAAAUGCGAUUUGAAAUCAAAGUUCUUAGUGAAAAUCUAAACAAAGCCACAAAGGAACUAUAUGAUUUCAAGUUGGUGAUGCAAACUAUUGCAACAAUUCAAUCGACAACACUCACCCACGAAAUUACUAUACGAGAAAUACAGGAGACAUAUACAGUGCUAAGUGAACAUAACAUCAAUUUUAAUUUCGAAGACAUGCUCAUGGCACAUCAUUUGGAGAAACGAUGGACGCGUUUAUAUCGUUCAUCACUGUACCGUUUGGAUAAGUUGCAGCCGAUUAAACAGAAAUUUGCCGAUAUGACAUCAGUAGAAAUAUCUGGAUUUUGGAAAGAGCUUCAAGAAUUUAUUAUUGACUUUGAAAAAAAUGGACCAGGAUCAGUGACUGGGGAUUUAGAUCGAGGCUCAAAGCUGAUGGAGUCUUAUGGUCAGAAAAUACAUGAAUUUGAUGCAAGACGACAAGAACUGGCCAACGCUGAGAAACUUUUUGAUAUGCCCAUGCAAGAUUACAAUGAAUUUUCACGUAUUAAAGACGACUACGAAGGCAUGCAAAUUGUUUACAAAUUAUACAAAAGCCAAAAAGCAGCUCGUGAAGGAUGGUCGAAAACUUUGUGGGCCGAUUUGGAUCCUUCCGUAUUGACUGAGGGUGUAGAGAGCUUCUUGAAAGAAUUUCGUAAACUAUCCAAACAG